Messenger RNA from Rotaria sordida, 399 nucleotides. The record is from the annotation of a GenBank genome assembly. Lineage: Eukaryota; Metazoa; Rotifera; Eurotatoria; Philodinida; Philodinidae.
AUGUAUUCUUCACUAUAUUUUGCUUAUCCAUUAUCUGAUUUAGUACUUGAUCGUUUUUGUUCACAUAUCUUAUCUAAAAUUCAUCAAAAAGUCAAAUGGCUUGAUAUUGAAUCGUCAUCGAUGGAACGUAUUCUUCUUUCUACAAACUAUCCUAAUUUAGUUGGAAUUGGUUUGUAUAAUAUUUACUUAGAAAAUGCUGUACAUCUAUUUUCUGAUGAUCGUCUUUUCACUUCUACCUACAAAAAACAAAUUUCAUCACUUGUUAUCGAUAUUAAAGCAAGUGGAGAAGAAAAUCCAACACGAAAUGAAAAUAUAGUUUUAUUUACUCAUAUAUUUAAUACAUUUACAAAUAUUAAAUAUUGGUCCAUCUUCAAUUUUGUAUCAAUAUUUAUCCUUUAA